This is a messenger RNA of Monopterus albus (swamp eel), 3824 nucleotides long. RefSeq names its product glutamate receptor, ionotropic, AMPA 3b (gene gria3b). The record is from RefSeq and is a predicted model, not a curated record. Bases 143 to 2728 code for a protein of 861 amino acids. Gene Ontology annotation, molecular function: ligand-gated monoatomic ion channel activity; signaling receptor activity. NCBI's taxonomy places the organism in Eukaryota, Metazoa, Chordata, Actinopteri, Synbranchiformes, Synbranchidae. Gene Ontology annotation, cellular component: membrane. Gene Ontology annotation, biological process: monoatomic ion transport. The transcript has 17 exons.
UGCACCUCAAUGAACCUAAGUGGUGCACUGUGAGCGACCAUCAUCCAGCCACUGGAUUUCCAUCGCACCCGGCUUUCAUCCAGAACAUAUGAAUCUGCUUAGACAGACCCUUUUAAGGAACUGAACAGAUAGGUCGGAGAAAAUGGCACAACGCGUGGUUUUCUUUCUACUGUGGCUCUUUGACAGAUCAUUCGCAGGAUUUCCCAAUCAGAUUAAUAUCGGGGGGCUGUUCAUGCGUUCCACGGUGCAGGAGCACAGCGCGUUCAGAUUCGCUGUCCAACUCUACAACACCAACCAAAACACUACUGAAAAGCCUUUCCACCUCAACUACAACGUAGACAACCUGGAGUCGUCCAACAGCUUUUCAGUCACCCAUGCGUUUUGCUCCCAGUUCUCCCGCGGGGUGUACGCCAUCUUCGGAUUCUACGACAAGAAGUCCAUGAACACCUUGACCUCAUUCUGUGGCGCUCUGCACACCUCCUUUGUCACACCCAGUUACCCCACUGAUAAUGAGGUGCAGUUUGUCAUCCAGAUGCGACCUGCCCUGCGGGGUGCUGUCCUCAGCCUGCUCUCUCACUACAAGUGGCAGAAGUUUGUCUACCUCUACGACACUGACCGAGGUUUCUCUAUACUGCAGGCCAUCAUGGAGGCAGCAGUAGCCAACAACUGGCAGGUGACCGCUCGCUCUGUCAGCAGCACAACAGAUGCAGCAGAGUUCAAGCGCAUCAUUGAGGAGAUGGACAGGAGGCAGGAGAAGCGCUUUGUGAUUGAUUGUGAGGUGGACAGAAUCAACACCAUAUUAGAACAGGUUGUGACCCUGGGGAAGAACAGUCGUGGUUACCACUACAUUCUGGCCAAUCUAGGUUUUUCUAAUGUAAGCUUGGACAAAGUAUUUGCUGGUGGAGCCAACAUUUCAGGGUUUCAGAUCGUCAACCCUGAGAACCUGAUUGUGCAGCAGUUUAUGCAGCGCUGGGAGCGACUAGAUGAAAGAGAAUUCCCAGAAGCCCGAAAUGCUCCUCUGAAGUACACUUCAGCGCUGACCCAUGAUGCCAUCCUGGUAAUAGCAGAGGCCUUCAGGUACCUGCGCCGCCAACGUGUGGAUGUCUCUCGCCGGGGCAGCGCCGGAGAUUGUCUAGCCAAUCCCGCUGUACCUUGGAGCCAAGGCAUCGACAUUGAGAGAGCCCUCAAAACGGUCCAAGUGCAGGGAAUGACCGGAAAUAUCCAGUUUGACAACUAUGGCCGCAGAACGAACUACACCAUAGAUGUGUAUGAGAUGAAAACAGGUGGGCCGAGGAAGAUUGGAUACUGGAACGAGUACACGAGAUUUGUAAAUAUUAUGGACCCGCAGGUCUCCAACGACUCCUCAGUGGAAAACCGAACGAUUGUGGUCACUACUAUUAUGGAAGCUCCUUAUGUGAUGAUCAAGAAAAAUUAUAUGCAUCUGGAGGGGAAUGACAGAUAUGAAGGCUACUGCGUCGAUUUAGCAUCUGAGAUUGCCAAACAUGUUGGAAUUAAGUACAAACUGUCUAUAGUAAUGGAUGGCAAGUACGGAGCCCGAGACCCAGACACCAAGACGUGGAACGGGAUGGUGGGUGAACUGGUCUAUGGGAGAGCAGAUAUAGCUAUUGCACCUCUCACCAUUACUCUGGUUCGAGAGGAGGUGAUAGACUUUUCCAAGCCCUUUAUGAGCUUGGGCAUCUCCAUUAUGAUAAAGAAGCCACAAAAGUCCAAGCCAGGCGUUUUCUCCUUCCUGGACCCACUGGCCUAUGAGAUCUGGAUGUGUAUAGUCUUUGCCUAUAUUGGGGUGAGCGUGGUCCUGUUCCUGGUCAGUCGGUUCAGUCCUUACGAGUGGAAUCUUGAGGAUCAGGACGACACCAAAGAUCCCCAGACUCCCCCUGACCCACCCAAUGACUUUGGAAUCUUCAAUUCCCUCUGGUUCUCCCUGGGUGCCUUCAUGCAGCAGGGCUGUGACAUCUCCCCCAGGUCUCUGUCGGGCCGUAUUGUCGGCGGUGUGUGGUGGUUCUUCACCCUCAUCAUCAUUUCCUCCUACACAGCCAACCUGGCUGCCUUCCUGACGGUGGAGAGGAUGGUCUCUCCUAUAGAAAGUGCUGAAGAUCUGGCUAAGCAGACAGAGAUAGCAUAUGGCACUUUGGACUCGGGCUCCACAAAGGAGUUUUUCAGGCGAUCCAAAAUAGCACCUGAUGGCGUAGCCCGGGUACGAAAGUCAAAGGGCAAGUUCGCCUUUCUCCUCGAGUCCACCAUGAAUGAGUACAUCGAGCAGCGGAAGCCAUGUGACACCAUGAAAGUGGGCGGGAACCUCGACUCAAAAGGCUACGGUGUGGCGACACCCAAAGGCUCAGCAUUAAGAAAUGCUGUUAACCUGGCAGUGUUAAAACUGAAUGAGCAAGGCCUCUUGGACAAAUUGAAAAACAAAUGGUGGUACGACAAGGGAGAGUGCGGCAGCGGGGGAGGUGACUCCAAGGACAAGACAAGUGCUCUCAGCCUAAGCAAUGUGGCUGGUGUCUUCUAUAUUCUGGUUGGAGGGCUGGGGCUGGCCAUGAUGGUGGCUCUGAUAGAGUUCUGUUAUAAAUCACGACAAGAAACCAAACGGCUGAAAUUGGCCAAGAAUGCCCAGAAUUUUAAGCCGGCUCCCCCGACCAACACCCAGAACUUUGCCACAUACAGAGAAGGCUACAACGUAUACGGAACAGAGAGCGUUAAGAUCUAGAGGUUUCGGAAACAUUUCCAUUGUUUCUUACAACUGUGAAUGAACAUCAAUGAAAGGACAGGAUCACGGGGAUUGAGCUCCGAGCCCAAAAUCCUCUUGGGCGGGCACAGCAUGAUAAUCUGCAAUGACGACACGACUGGUCACGGCAAGAGCCGACGCGGUUCCCACCUCUCAGUGCCUUAUGGAACUCUGAGUCCAAUCAAUGCAACUCAUUCACAAUGAUAUUGCUUUUUGCUUGAAACUCAUACAAAACAGAAGAAUGGUGCAGUGAUAAAAAGAAUAUAUAAAAUACAUUUGACAUGUCACAAUGUAUGAGAGAACUAAAGCCAUCAUUUACAACCCUAAGCACAUUUUGAAGUGCCAGACAGAUGAGGAAUCUUACAGGAAAAGUGUCUAAUUGGUUUCUUGUAAUCAAUAUGGUGAAAUUACUCUUCAUCAUUCUGCUGCCAGAUUUUCACUGGUUAUACAAUAUGUGUUCAAAUUAGUUUAUCAGCUCUACUCAGUGCACUAUAAGACACUGGUUAUUAAACAAUAGGUUUUAUACAGCUUCAAGUCACUUAUGGUGACCGUGUACUUGUUUUAAAAUGCAGAUUGGUCUUAUUGGAGUGAAAUGCCAUUCAGCCCUAAACAGUGACGAGUGUGAUGUUUGUACUCUAAACUCUGGUGCUGCUGCCGCUGUCUUCUGAACUUUUCGAUGGGACUCAAGAGGAUGAGAAGAUGAUCUUGUUUGGGUUUUACGUACUACAGAACCAGGUCAUAAUUCGCACUUCCAAUACUGCCAAGAGUGUGUUUUGUAUGACAAAGAGUGUGUAAAACAAAGUAUUAAUGCUUGAUUUAAAAAUAAUAAUAAUAAUAAUAAUCAUCUGUUUGUGAUUUACAAUUUGUAAAAUAUCAAAGUCAAAGUGCUGACUCACUAAGGUUUGCAGCUCCUACCAGUUUUUUCCAUGAAGUCUAGAGUCAUUCAAGUCUUCUGUACAUGAAAGUAAAACCAAAUAAAAAGGGUAAUUCAAUUGUAGAUUAACUGCAAUCCAAUUAAAGGAUAACAGUAAUGGCUUUUUGAACUGUAGUAUUUUGGAUUACCUUACCAUUUUCUUUA